This is a messenger RNA of Capsella rubella, 586 nucleotides long. RefSeq names its product basic blue protein-like. Lineage: Eukaryota; Viridiplantae; Streptophyta; Magnoliopsida; Brassicales; Brassicaceae. Gene Ontology annotation, cellular component: plasma membrane. The transcript has 2 exons. Bases 48 to 446 code for a protein of 132 amino acids. Gene Ontology annotation, molecular function: electron transfer activity. The record is from RefSeq and is a predicted model, not a curated record.
UUUUUUUGGUGAAGUGAUAUUUUCUCCCUAGUUUAAAAAAAAAAAAAAUGGCUAAUGGGAAAAACAAGAACAUGGUGUUACUUGUCACAACAGUUGCUUGCUUAUUACUCAGCUCACAAUUAGUUAUGUCUUAUCCUGCUUUUUUUCAUGUCUCAUGGGGUCUUGGUGUAUCACUCAGCAUAACCUUUAAGGCCGGUGAUUAUCUUGUAUUCACGUACGAUAAGACAAAGGAUAACGUGAUCAUGACUACUAAAAGAAGAUUUGAUACGUGCAAUGUAUUAGAUACUUCACCAGAAUCUAAAGGAGAAUACAAUGUAUUAGAUGUUUCACCAGCAUAUACAGGAGGAUACGGUAUAAUCUCGCUCCCAUUGGGCACAACUUAUUUCAUCUCUACUAUGCCUGGACGAUGUGCUCUUGGAGUGAAGCUAGCCAUCAGGGCUAUUUAAUCAUUUUAAUAUCUUACACCCCUUAAGGAGGAACAAUUAUAAAUGUAUUAAGUAUGACAUCAAAUUUCCGAAUAAAUAAAAAGAAAAUUAAACAAAAAAUUUGAUUUGAUUAUGAUAUAUAUAUGGUAUUUUGUGGAAUA